Messenger RNA from Myotis brandtii (Brandt's bat), 873 nucleotides. RefSeq lists its product as uncharacterized. The record is from RefSeq and is a predicted model, not a curated record. The coding region runs from base 1 to 867 and encodes 288 amino acids. Lineage: Eukaryota; Metazoa; Chordata; Mammalia; Chiroptera; Vespertilionidae. The transcript is spliced from 6 exons.
AUGACGCAGGCUAAGUGCCUAGAGCAGGGGCUGGCCACAUCGGCGUUGGCAGCUGGUGAACCCCAUGCCGAAGCCGUCACCCUCGUGCCGCAGGCCACCGUUGCACGGGGCACGGCCGUCUCACGGAGUUCGUCCAUGUGGGACAUGCUGCCCAGUCGAGGGACGUACCGUCAGCGCAGGGAAGUCCUCUGCUGUCGGCAGGACGGCCACUGGGUGGCGCCCGUGAGCCGCAAACGCCGAGGGAUCUGCCGCGAGGGGGACGCGGGUCGCAGCCGGGGAAGGCGCCUGGGCAGCUCUCCCUCCCUAAGAAACAGGCCAGACGACAACCACGCCUCCGCUUGGAGUUUCCCUGGUUUCCAAGCCUCUCUCUCUCUGCGGCUGGAUGACAAAACCAGGAGCCUCCCAGGGCAGGAGAGGGCACUGGAGCCUGGGAAGGGCCAUGUUCCCAUUCGCCGCACAGAUUUAUUUUCUAAAUCGGACGACUGCCCCCGGGUUAUCUGCUUACAGGCAGUGUGUUCUCUGCUAGGACCCGAGGCUUGCACACCAGGGGAGGACACAGCCCGAGGGGCCACCUGCAAGCCAGGCCAUGGAUUCUCACCAGGAACUGAAUCAGCUGGCACCGUGAGCUUGGACCCUCCGGCUUCCCGAACUGUGAGAAACAAAUUUCUGUUGCUAAAGCCACCAGAUCAGUGGUGCUUUGUUACCGCAGCGGAACUGACUGAUACGGGGAUGAUGAGAGUUCUGCUUCCCUGGGGCCGUUGGGCGGGCGGGUGGCAGAAAGAUGCUCAUGAAAAGGUAGAGGGUGGAAGGGCACCGAGCAGAGGCCCAGGGCACACGGGUCGUCCCCGAGGGUGGUCAUCCUCUUAAAGCACA